AUGGCACCUACUUUAAAAAAUUCAGAUACAAGAAACUACUAUAAGCAAUCCUACACUAAAGAUGAGUGGGAUGAAAUUGUUAAUAAAUGUUCGUUAAAGUACAAUUACUUGAACAAUUCAAACAUUAACUCACAUUACAUCUAUGAGAAUGGUCUUUCAACAAAGUCUACCUUUAGUGAACCUUCUGUUCCAAAGCUUUUGUUGAACUAUUUUAUUUGCAUGGCUUAUGAAGAAUCUUCGAUAAGAAUGGCAAAAGAGCUAGGUUACAUUAAAAACAAUAAAGAUAUUAAAGACUUCACUGAAUUAUAUAAGAUUAAAGAACGUUCGAGGAUUAAGAAAUUGAUAAAGUUAGGUGAAAUAUCAUUGGCAAUUGAAAAAAUUAAUGAAUUAUUUGGUAUCGAAGUGUUGGAGCCCAAGAAUGUUGCAAAUUCUACUAAAAGUUUCAUUACAAUAGACGAAAAGAAUAAAAAUUCUGAGGAUGACCUUCAUUUCAAGCUAUUGCUUUUGAAUCUAAUCGAAAUGAUAAGAAAUCAUAAUAAUAAGUUGAAAAAUAACCAAACAGAUUCAACUGAAAGUAACAACAAGGAUUUCAUCCUAGAUUUAAUUGAAUAUGCUCAAAAUAAAUUAGCUUUAAAGGCUUCAUCAAAUGAAGAAUACAUGAAAGAUUUAGAACUCGUGAUGACCCUUCUUUUAUUUCCAAUGAAUGAAACAAAGUCGAAUAAUAUGAAACUCCCAAAAGUUUUAAACGAUUAUUAUUCCUUAUCAUUGAGAUCAAAAUUAGCUGAUAUCGUAAAUCGAAGAUUGUUAAAGCAUAUACAUCCUUCGAUUGUGAAAAGAGAUGAAACUCUAUUAAGAUUCCCAGAUUUAUUAGUCUCUAAGGAUUCAUCGAUACUAAAUAGUGAAUUAUCAAAACAUCACGAAAUGUUAAGCGUAAGGUCAAAAGAAAGCUCAAAGUUUCAAAUCACAACUGAAAAGCUAUCUAAAAAUGUUGAUAAACCUUCGAGUUACUUAAAUUCAGAAAUUGAAAGUACUGAACAUUGGGGCAAGACGUCAGAGUUGAUCAGAAAUCAAUACUCUGAUAUUAAAUCAAGAGAUUACAAUAUUUCAGAAAUACAAUACGAAGCAAAAUUAAUACAGUUACUGAAGUUAUGGAUUUGGUGUGAAAAUGAAUUGCAUCAGAGUUAUAUUGGUGUACCUAGUAUAGAAAGUAGCAUAUAA
This is a messenger RNA of Vanderwaltozyma polyspora DSM 70294, 1218 nucleotides long. It is a transcript of the gene GID8, whose product is annotated as glucose-induced degradation complex subunit GID8. NCBI's taxonomy places the organism in Eukaryota, Fungi, Ascomycota, Saccharomycetes, Saccharomycetales, Saccharomycetaceae. Gene Ontology annotation, cellular component: nucleus; cytoplasm. The transcript has a single exon. Gene Ontology annotation, biological process: proteasome-mediated ubiquitin-dependent protein catabolic process. The coding region runs from base 1 to 1218 and encodes 405 amino acids. The record is from RefSeq and is a predicted model, not a curated record.